AUGAAGCGACGAAUCACCUAUAUCCAGCGCCCUGAGGCGCCUUUCGCGCCGGAACAAGUGUCCCUUCUCUCAAACUCCGUUCAGAUCCAGGGUCUGGAUGCCGCCCGCGAAGACCGCAUUACCUUCGAUUUGGAUGACCUCCCCGAAGAGCUCCGUGCCGUAUGCCGUCAAUCACAAGAACUCCACAUUCGUUGGGCUACCGAGCGGCCCUUCGAUGCUAUCGCGCCCUUUGCCAGCAGAGUCUCCCCUGGUCUACACGUGCAUUAUACUCCUGUUACUGCGGGCCAGUCAUCGGAUGCAUUAUGCUCGGUCCUUCGAACCGCGUUUGGGGUCGUAGAAGAUGAUGUGAUUUGCACAAGUCCGGAGGACACUUUCAUUGCACCCCCGCUCCGAGCCACCGAGUCUGGUAUCGCAGCCUCUCUACAAUACCAUACACAGCUACCAUCCUUGACAUCACUGAUUGAUUUCCUCGUCAAAAAUGCGUGUGCAAAAGACGGGCCAUGCACUGCGCACGAUCUUGCCCUCCUCCUCAAGGCCGACAAUGUCGACUUGGACUUUGAUAUCACCUCGAACACAUUGACAAUGUCAGGGGUCUGGAAUAAUGCUCCAGAGACAGUCUGGUCGGAGACGAUAAAAGGCCCUGUUUUGAAGGCUGACAAAGUCGAAUUUGGGCUGUUGGGAGCGGAGAAGGGAAUCGAUGCGGAUGAAAUCAAGGUCGGAGGGCUGUUAGCAGUCGUAGGAGAGGACAAGAAAUUGAAACCUACGAUGUUCUCGUUCCCUUCACGGCAUCACGCUCUGCCCCAGUCCGCCAGCUACAUGGUCUCAUUCGCAAAGCCAACCGGUCUACAUCCGACAAUGUCCAUAUCUAUCCCUCGCUCUUCAUUGGGCCUACCCCCAGCACCCGAUGACACGACCUGCGGUUUGUAUACGUACGUGACACUUCCAUCAUCUGUCUUCGCGGACCAGUAUCAAAUUGGCACGACCGAUUCGCUUUUCCUCCGAUCCCAUAAUUUAGCAGGUCUGCGUGCCCAUGCGGGUGAAACAGACCUGGAGGCCCCAGACUGGGUCGUCAAGCGCUGGGGCUCGACCUGGCUCAUUGAACUAGCUACACCCGUGGACCAGGACCUCGACAGCGUUGUGAAAUCCGCCAAUUGGACCGCUACCAUUCCCCUUCAUCUACGCUACCUUAAUCCUUCUGAUUCAGGGUACCGAUCUGCGGAUGUCCCUUGGCCAGUCGUCUUCUGGGCUUGCAGCGCAGAGGAUGAAGAAGCUGGUAUGGGCAUCAAUCCAUUUGACCGCAAGCACCUCGGUUAUGACAGCCUUUUUGCUCCCCGUACACUCUUCUACCAGUUUCACCCUCAGUCCGAUCAUCUUGUGGAGGAGAUAGAUUUCCCUGUCCUUCACCUUAAAGAUGGAGAGGGCCUUUUCAAGUCUCGCAACAUCGAAGUGGCCACAUGCGCUGUCAUCUCCCUUGGAUUCUUGUGGAUUCUGUGGCGACUUGUGCAAGUCACCUGGUCGUCCGGUCUCGGUUCCAAUGGCAAGACGGAACGUUCUCAUAAACGUGAUAAGAAGGAGUAG
Penicillium pulvis is the source of this 1578-nucleotide messenger RNA. RefSeq lists its product as uncharacterized. Gene Ontology annotation, molecular function: mannosyltransferase activity. Gene Ontology annotation, biological process: protein processing; GPI anchor biosynthetic process. Lineage: Eukaryota; Fungi; Ascomycota; Eurotiomycetes; Eurotiales; Aspergillaceae. The record is from RefSeq and is a predicted model, not a curated record. Gene Ontology annotation, cellular component: endoplasmic reticulum membrane; glycosylphosphatidylinositol-mannosyltransferase I complex. Bases 1 to 1578 code for a protein of 525 amino acids. The transcript is spliced from 5 exons.